UCACCAACACCACACUCUGUGCUAUGGAGAGGCAAACGUCUACAGGUCUCCUUUCCCCAUCAAGCAGUUACAUGGGACGUUCCUAAGAGAGGGUGGAAGCCACAUAAAGGUCUUGAAGAUGCAGACAGAGCCUGAGUAACUCCUCCUGUUUGAGAUGUCGUCCAGCGAUAAGAACGGGGGCAGCCGGUCGAGCACCAGCAGCAGCCGCCUGCAGAGCAGGAAGCCGCCUGACCUCUCCAUCACCAUUCCACCAGUGGAGCUAGAGGAGGAAAGCAGCCAAAAGGUGCCUCUGAAAAACCCAGUGUAUCAAAAGAGCGUGAGCCUACAGGAGCCCAGAGGGAAAAGGGAUGAGAACAUGUUGGAGAGACGUCCCGGCUUCCACAGACAGACCUCCCUGUCCCAGAGCAUCCGCAAGGGCACAGCCCAGUGGUUUGGUGUCAGCAGUGACUGGGAGGGAAAGCGGGAGCACUGGCAACGCAAGAGCCGGCAGCACUGCAGCCUGCGAUAUGGCAAGCUCAAGGCCCCCUACCGAGACAUGGAGCUACCCAGUCAGGAGGUGCCCUCCUUCCAAGGCACCGAGUCACCGAAGCCAUGCAAGAUGCCCAAGAUCGUAGACCCUUUGGCCAGAGGCCGUCCGUUCCGGCAUCCGGAUGAAGUCGAUCGUCCUCGGACCCCUCAUCCUGUUCUACCACCCCAGACGCCUGGAGUCCUCUCCCUAACAUCUUUCACCAGUGUGCGGUCAGGCUACACCCGUUUGCCCCGUAGGAAGAGGGAGUCUGUCGCCCACAUGAGCUUCAGGGCAGCUGCGGCUAUAAUCAAAGGACGUUCAGUUUUGGAGCCCUCGCCAUCGAAACACAGAGGCAACAAGCGGAGCUUCCUGUAUCCCAGCUUCCUGGAUGAGGACAUGGUGGAUGCUGCAGAUACACUGGACUCCUCAUUCUUCAGUAAGAUAGAUGCGCACGAGGAGAUGUAUUCCAUGCCGGAUGACGUGUUCGAAUCGCCACCCCUCUCAGCUGCUUACUUCCAAGGGCUUUCUCACCUGGACGGCGCCCGAUCCUCUGAGGUGGAACAGCCUGUUCUGAAGGAAGGUGUCGGGUUCUCGGUGUCCGCAGUCCCCGGCCCCAAGAGAGGCAAGCGGAUUGCUUCCAAAGUGAAGCACUUCGCCUUUGACCGCAAGAAGCGAUACUACGGGCUGGGGGUGGUGGGCAAGUGGCUGAACAGGACGUACCGCCGGAGCAUCAGCAGCACGGUCCAGUCUCAGCUGGAGAACACAGACAGUCACAGGCCGUAUUUCACCUAUUGGCUCACCUUUGUCCAUAUCAUCAUCACCCUGCUGGUUAUCUGCACGUACGGCAUCGCGCCAAUCGGGUUUGCCCAGCACGUGACGACAGAGUUAGUGCUGAGGAACAAAGGUGUGUAUGAGAGUGUGAAGUACAUCCAGCAGGAGAACUUCUGGAUUGGCCCAGGCUCGAUUGACCUGAUCCACCUGGGAGCCAAGUUCUCCCCUUGCAUCCGCAAGGACCAGCAGGUUGAGAAGCGCAUUCAAAAAGAGAGAGAGCAGGAGCGUAACUCGGGCUGCUGCGUCCAAAACGACAACUCGGGCUGCAUCCAGACUCAGCGAAAAGACUGUUCGGAGACGUUAGCAACUUUCACAAAGUGGCCAGAUUCUAACUCCCCGACGAUGCUCAGCAAUUCCAGCUGGAAGCGAACAUCCGGGGCUGUAUGCCAUCAGGACCCCAGGACGUGCGAGGAGCCAGCCUCCACCCCGCCUCACGUCUGGCCAGAUGACAUUACCAAGUGGCCGAUUUGCACCUAUCAAGCCAAAAACAACCACACAGGCUUUUUGCACCUGGACUGUGAGAUCAAAGGGAGACCGUGCUGUAUCGGUACCAAAGGCAGCUGUGAGAUCACCACACGGGAAUACUGCGAGUUCAUGCACGGCUACUUCCAUGAGGAGGCAACUCUCUGCUCGCAGGUCCAUUGCUUGGAUGAUGUGUGUGGCCUCCUGCCCUUUCUGAACCCAGAAAUCCCCGAUCAGUUCUACAGACUCUGGCUGUCCCUUUUCCUUCACGCCGGGAUAGUUCACUGCCUGGUAUCAGUGAUCUUCCAGAUGACAAUCCUCAGGGAUUUGGAGAAGCUGGCAGGCUGGCAUAGGAUCUCGAUCAUCUUCAUCCUCAGCGGCAUCACUGGCAACCUGGCCAGUGCCAUCUUCCUUCCAUACCGGGCAGAGGUUGGCCCUGCUGGAUCCCAGUUUGGCUUGCUGGCCUGCCUCUUCGUGGAGCUCUUUCAAAGCUGGCAGAUCCUAGAGAAGCCCUGGAAGGCUUUUCUAAACCUCUUUGGGAUCGUCCUCUUUCUGUUUCUGUGCGGCCUCCUGCCUUGGAUUGACAAUAUCGCCCACAUCUUCGGCUUUCUCAGCGGCCUCCUGCUGUCCUUCGCCUUCCUCCCCUACAUCACCUUUGGCACCGGGGACAAGUACCGCAAGCGGGCCAUGAUCAUUGUCUCCCUGCUGGUCUUUGUGGGUCUCUUUGCCUCCCUGGUGAUCUGGCUCUACGUCUACCCCAUCAACUGGCACUGGAUCGAGUAUCUCACCUGCCUGCCCUUCACCAGCAAGUUCUGCGAGAAGUAUGACCUGGACCAGGUUUUGCACUGAUCCCACAGCCUGGAGACAGGGCAGGAUGGGGCAGAGGUUUUAACAUGGAAAGUUGGCACCAGCUGGAUUUUCUCAGUGACUGGGAAAGUGGCUUCAAAUCAGGGUGCAGCGGAGAGGGGCGGACAUUGCCGUUAAGUGCCCCCAAUCCUCUUCUCUGCUGUCUAAAGCCAUGCAGGAUGUUCACUCAGGGCUAGGCCUGCCUCAGAGCCCCAGUCUGUCCCUUAGCGCUGGUGCAGGGCACUGGGCAGGUGCUGUUAUUUUGGGGACACGGGGGGGAACUGCCCUGGUUGAUCACUGCUGGAUGUGGGAAGGAGUGGAGCUGAACUGACCUGGUUUGCAUUUGGUUCAGCCAACGUGGGACAGAUCUGUCACCCCACAUUGAAAAGCCAUAAUCCCCAGGUCCAGCUGCCGGCAUGGGAGCCCAGCAGCCACUUCACAUGGGAAAGACUCAAACCAAAUUGGGAAUGUGGGAGACUUUGGUGCUUUUGUUCCAUGCUGGGGAAAGGCCUCCAGUGGUGGGCCGUGCUCUGAGGUGAUGACCCUGUGCAGGGACUUGUGUUGCCAAACAGCCCUCACCAGUGCCUCUCCCUCUCGCCCUCAGUGAAUCCUUCCAUGGUGAAACUGCUGGAUCCUUCCUUAUGGGACUGAAGCCCCAAGAAUGAGGCAUUUCAGGGCUUGCCUUGAAAGCACCCAAAAGACACCUGUUGAACUCUGUCAGCAAAAUCUGCCUCUUUUCCCCACCUGCUGCAUCUCUUUCAAUGGUCUCCCUUUCCUGACCUGCACUGUACAGCCCUUCCUUCCUUGUGCCUAAUGGCAUGAGAUGGGGCUUCCCAUCCUGUAGCCCCAUCCCAUCUGAGUGCCUUGCGGGUACUGUGAAUUGUACUGUGAAAACGAACCCCUUUUGCAGGGGGCACUUUUUAUAUGCCAAUAUUUCUUACCUCCAUAAAGCUCUAGAGGAAAACACCAGUGAUCAGCGAUAGUGCCUGAACCAAAUGCUCACUGGUAAGAGUCCUCGAGUGAUCUUUGGGAAUACUAGUCGUUCUAGCGGCUCCAUUCAGUGAAUGCUGGUGCCUGGCUCAGAGGAAAUUGAUCGGUUUUAAUGACACUGCUCAGGCUGAUGCAGAGUCUGAUCUCCAGUGUGGUGCAUAAGGGCUAAUUCUGCCCACUUAAGUUGAGCAGUGCUUUGCUGUGAAAACCGCUCUGUUUGCGUAUUUAAGGUACCACUUCAGCCCAAGGAGGGGUGGUGGAAUUGGGCCAUCAGCAACACUUAUUUUUUCAGUCCCAACCUUCAUCAUCAAAGUAUCCCAAACUUUGUUUGCUCUUUAAAGUAGUGAAGGCCCCUUUUUAAAACCAUUGGCGCUUGGGGAUUACAUGCAAGGAAUAGGAUUUUUGAGGCUGGAGUUUUCCUUGUGUAAGCACAGAGACGCAGACUUGCCUCCAUCUGGCUUGCUACCGGAAUCCGUGUGUUCCUCGCCAGGAAACUGUUGUAAAGAUGAACUAACAGAGUAACAUGCUGCUGACAGUUCUGGGUCAGUGUGCAUGCGUUUGCUGAGGAAGGCACAAGAAGGGGGGGGGGGCAUGGGUUAGUUAGCAACUCUUACAGCCCCACCUUGCUUCAGACCCUUGGGGUUUCUAAAUUCUCCUCUCACGAUAUGACUGUCAGAAGGUGAUUCUCCACAUUUGGCACAGUAUUACCUCUUCUUUUUUUUUUUUUAACCCAUAAGGGGGGGGCGGGUAGAUUUUGCGUGAAAGAGGAACUGCUGACUAUCCCUUCAGUGUCCAAAUCGUGAUCUUGGAGAAUGGACCAAAAAGUGCACAGAGAAAUACCAAAUCUUAGUUUAUUCCUUAUCUUCUAGUGCCCAAGGACAAUAACUAUCCAGUUAGUAAAAGCAUGCCAGAUACUAUCCUAUAUGGUUCCUGUAUAUUAACUUGGCCAUUCGACUCUUUAAGUUAACAAGUAAUCCAACGUUUAAUUAUCUUGUAACUAGGAGACUGGAUCUCAUGAUAGAGAGAAAUAACAAUUAAGCUCUUAAGCAUGGUAUUUGGACCAGGUAGAGCUGGGCUUUUGAAAUUACACUGCUGCGUUACUGGCUGAGAUCUUGUUUUAAAGAAGCAAAUAUAAGUUCUUUUUAAGUCCUCAGUAAAUUAAAAUGAUUCCAUCCAUGAACCGAAGUGGAAAGUGCCUCCUUUAACACCGAUUUUUGAAGCUUUAAGAGCAUGUUAAUAAUGGGAAGACAGAGGCAUUCUCCUUGGGGUCCCUCGUUCUGAGACAGCCUGCGACGGACCGUGUUUACCUUCUGGCGGCUGUUCAGUAUGUUGUGUGCCAUGCGCUGAGGCGAAGGCUUGAAUAAUGGAUGGAGACCAAACUGCUAUCUCCUGCACAGAUGUGGGCUGGGGUUGGGUCAACAAUAAAGGAGGAAGCUUGCCCUACUGCUGCCUAUGCUGUACUUCCUCUCUGGCUAGGCAGGGAUGUCAGUUAAAGAUUGAAUAAUGAAUGCCUGGCAUUGCUCUCCUGAGCCCGGUGGCGCAGUCUGAGCCAUGGCAGCAUACGGUGUCAGUACAUAUUGCUCUAAGCACCCUAAUGGCCUGUCUGGCUUAUGAUCAGCUGUCUCUGAAGCAGGGAGAUGGGCCCCUUCAGCUCAUACAUUUCACACCGAUUAAACAGCUUCUCCCAUCGCACUUGUGCAUCUGGAAACUUCUCCCUGGGUUAGCAAAGAUGAACUGUGCUGGUGCUGGGCCGCAUGGUGUCCCAGUGCACUUGGGCUGGGUGGUUGGCUACAUACAGGGUGUGCUUCGUUACUGCCUCCAGUCCCACUCUGACCGCCCUCCCCCUGCCCUUCCAUGCUAGUUUAUCCAAAAACUGGAGCGCUACCCUGUCAUCACUGAUGCUUUUCAGUACUGUUUCCUUUAAUAAAUGUGUCUGUAUUUAAUGAGAAGCGCACGAAGCCCAUUUUCCAGGCUCAGCUGCUGCCACUGGAUGGAUGACACUAGGUGGGGGUAGUGACACUUGUUUUGUGACCAGUUGGGGGAGGGAGGGUGAAAUAAACAGAGCCAUGGUUGACUCUAAAGCCGAAGCAUAAAUUAAAUG
Messenger RNA from Caretta caretta (loggerhead turtle), 5738 nucleotides. RefSeq names its product rhomboid 5 homolog 2 (gene RHBDF2). Gene Ontology annotation, cellular component: endoplasmic reticulum membrane. The record is from RefSeq and is a predicted model, not a curated record. Gene Ontology annotation, biological process: regulation of protein secretion; regulation of epidermal growth factor receptor signaling pathway. Lineage: Eukaryota; Metazoa; Chordata; Testudines; Cheloniidae. Gene Ontology annotation, molecular function: serine-type endopeptidase activity.